AUGAACGGCAAAUUAAAUGCUUCUUUAAUUACCGGCACUAACAUUGAAAACCCUGGGGCAGAACCAGGGGAAGUCUUAAAAGCCAUUAGCCGAAGAGAAGACCGAGCUUGUGUGAUUUGUUUUGACGAGAUUGAAAAGGCAGCCAGGGAGUGUAAAGAGGCUGCUGGGAUACCAACUGAUAUAACUGGCAAUAAGAAUUUCACCGAUACUUUUUUAGACUUCCCAACCCCGACCAAUGAAUGUAUCUUUAUUGCUACCGUGAACCGUCCGGAAGAUGUACCCAACUUUGUGGCCGAUAGAUUUGCCAUCAAAGUAGAAGUCUUGCCUUUGCCUUAUGGGGAAAGGUUAGAAGUAGUAAAGGUAGUUUUAGCUGGGGAGUUAAAGAAGCUCAAUAAUGCUUUCCAAAGAAUUUACCACCAAGACUGGCAAGCUGUGUUUAACCAUGAUUUUUUAGAGCCUGAAUUGGCUUUGCCGGGUGAUUUAGUGGGUUAUAAUUGGGACUUUUUACAAAGAGAAGGCAAAGACGAAAGUUGCCCGUAUGGCAAAGAUAUAAGGAAUAAUCACAAACAAAGUAAUCUGAUUACUGAAACGGAUAUUAAUACCCGAAAGGAAUUAUGGGAUAGUUUGUUUUUGUUUGUGGAUUUUUCCCGAAUGAAAGAAGAGUAUCCGAAUAUGUGGAGUAAGGAUUAUCGACUUUUACCUUUACCCAAGCCUUACCAAGAAACCAAGCAAAAAUUCACUAAUUAUUGCCAAGGGUUAAAUGACAAAGUAGAGAACUUAAUUAAUUCUUAUGCUGGUUAUUUUCAGCAAAACAUUUAUCCAGUCCUAGAAAGCCCCGAGGGAGACAAGACUUUGCUGUUUCGAGCCAAAAGACUACUCAAUAAUAAAGUGAUUGGGGAGAGUUCCAGUUUAUUCACUGACUUGCUUAUUUGGGAAGUAGAAUGA
Entrophospora sp. SA101 is the source of this 945-nucleotide messenger RNA. The record is from the annotation of a GenBank genome assembly. NCBI's taxonomy places the organism in Eukaryota, Fungi, Glomeromycota, Glomeromycetes, Entrophosporales, Entrophosporaceae.